Dendrobium catenatum is the source of this 1500-nucleotide messenger RNA. RefSeq names its product transcription repressor OFP8-like. The transcript has a single exon. Gene Ontology annotation, biological process: negative regulation of DNA-templated transcription. Bases 737 to 1417 code for a protein of 226 amino acids. The record is from RefSeq and is a predicted model, not a curated record. NCBI's taxonomy places the organism in Eukaryota, Viridiplantae, Streptophyta, Magnoliopsida, Asparagales, Orchidaceae.
CACAAAUCCAUAUCCUAUAAUUUUAAUAAUUGACAUAUCCCAUAUCCAUAUCUAUAUAUCAUAGAUGCUAGAUCUCAAUAUAAUGCUAGAUAUUAAUCUCUCUUAUAAGCAAUAAUCAUCAUAUAUAUUCAAGCGUAUGGGCAUCUUUUCAAAAAAUGCAAUACUAAAUAAAUGCUUUCUCACUACUUAUGUCGGAAAAAGGAAAAGCAGCUAUCAUUUUCAGUUUGGAAAAUACGCGAUCCAGAUGUAGCUAUAGGGAUAUUCUCCUAUGUGGGCGUCCUGUAUGGAAUGUGGUUGGCCGGCAAACCCAUGUGCCGGUUUACUAAGUAGUUGGAAUUUUAAUGAUUUAAGAGAGAAUAUUUUCAAGGGAACACUCAUGGUCCCCAGUCUCCAGACUCCAGAGUCACGUGUUCUUAAGUGUACGAUAAUUAAUCCCUCUGAUUCCUCUGGACAUACACCAGAUGCUUCACGGCCAACCAUUUAUCAAAUCUUAGGGAGCUCAAUGGAGACUCGAAGAUUUUCCUCGGCUAAUAGUAUGUGGAGAUGAGAUCGAUGGAGCUGAGCUCUUCCAAGGGUCUUGCGGUGGGUAGAAACCAAGGAUUAAUGACUCUUUGGGAAGGUGGAUUUAGGUGGAAUUAGGGUUUAAAAUUAAGCAGGAUUUGGGGGGUGAGGGGACAAUUUUAUUAGGAUUACAAGCAUUGCGCAAAUCACUGACCUCACAGGCAGCGGCGGCGCAAUGACUCCGCUCGAUUCCGAGAAGUCGAAAAUCGCAUCGCUUUUCUCGUUCAACUGCGGUUGCAGAAACCCAAAAGCCGUCUCGGUUUCAGCCUUGAUUUCCAAAUCAUCUGAUAGAUCAACAACACCACGACGAAGACAAAUGGAUAUUUCAUCUUCUUCCGGCGACACGCUAACGACGGCUUCUUCUUCAAUCCCCGAAAGGGAUCUGGAUCAUGAUGAGAAGAAUGAGGCUCCAGCAACCCUCUCCGAUUUGCUGCGGGAGCUAAGCGAACUGGAGCAGAGCGUCAAGGCUUGUGGGAUCGAUCGUGGGUUACCGGCCGCGAAGAAGGCGGGUCCAGAGUGUUGGCGGAAGCAUAGGAGGAGUCGCAGCGAGGGACGAGUGGCGGAGAGCGUCGCAGUGACGAAGGAUUCGGCGGAUCCAUUGGGUGAUUUCAGGCAAUCGAUGCUUCAGAUGAUCGUGGAGAAGGAGAUCGUCGGCGUGCCGGAGUUACGGGAGCUUCUCCUGCGAUUCUUAGCUCUAAAUUCACCGAGAUACCACGGAAUAAUUCUUCGAGCAUUUGGUGAGGUCUGGAAUGAAGUUUUCUCCGGCUAUGAGAACACCCCCGACUUCCUUGGUACGAUUGAUACGCCAGUUCGAUGCCUCUCACAACGCACUCUGCCUCAUCGCCGUCGCUAUUGAUCAUAUUCCGAUUUCCAAAUUUCGUUACGUGUACAGAUGUGUGAAAUCGCUGGUUAUAUAGGGUUUUUUUUCACAUUUUUUUA